AUGGAGAGGCCACCGGUAUAUGAACACUUUCAAGGCACUACCAAAGAAGAACUCGCUUUAUAUCGCCCAAAAAGCCCAGAUUUCAUACUUUGCCAGGUUUGUGGAUUGGACUCCAGCCAAUACGAGCAUAACUCGUAUUUCAGUCAUGUCAAGGUUUCAAUGUAUUCUUCCAGGGGUAUAUGGUCUAUUGGUGACAAAUACGUUAUAAAAGAGAGACCAAGAGUCUAUGGGGGGGAUCUGUGCCCCCCGAGUGCGGAUUAUGCGGUAAGUAAAUUACUAGCUGAGAAAACAAAUGUUCCUGUAGCAAAAGAUAUGCGUACCUGGGAAGAUAAAAAUAGUGAUUGGUACUGGAUGGAGAGGUGCCCCGGCACAACACUGUUGGAGGCUGGGAAUUCCCGCUCGUUGACUUGGAAACAACACCAAACAAUUGGCUAUGAAUUGGCAGAAUAUCUAGUGGAAGCACGCAAAUUUACAUCGACAAAACCAGGGGCUCCAGAUGGUUCGCGAAGCAGAGAUAAACUCUUAGGUGCUGAAUACUUCGCCGUGGAUCUCAUGACUGUCGAUCAAGAAGAAUGGUGGGCUCGUACCGAACCCCGUCUUCGCAAACACCCUUCAGUCAUAAAGGAAUGGAAAAAGACGUUCGAGGAGAGCUAUCUAUUCAAGGAAGGAGACAAAUAUGUACUUUCCCAUGGAGAUCUCAACUCAGCUAAUAUCAUGGUAAAAGAUGGACAUAUCACAGGUAUCAUAGAUUGGGAGCAUGGUGGUUAUCGUUCAGAGUGGUUUGAGUGGAAUCAAAUGAGAGGUAAUCCAAAAAUAGCGCAGCGACAUUGGUAUAGUAAAUGCACCAAUUAUAUGCGUUAUCUAUCAGAGCAUGGAUCAGCAGCUAGCCUUGUUCAAAAACGAAAAAUAAGGGAAAAGGAGGAAGCCGAACAGACAGCAGUCAUGCUAGCCUUCAACAAGCUAAGCCUCAACGAGAAGAAUAACUUCUUGGCCGGGAAGUCGCAGACGGGUUCUGGUAAUUGUAAAAGAGUUGAUAAUAGCCGGUACUAUAGAUAG
Sclerotinia sclerotiorum 1980 UF-70 is the source of this 1056-nucleotide messenger RNA. RefSeq lists its product with no specific name. The record is from RefSeq and is a predicted model, not a curated record. NCBI's taxonomy places the organism in Eukaryota, Fungi, Ascomycota, Leotiomycetes, Helotiales, Sclerotiniaceae. The transcript is spliced from 2 exons. The coding region runs from base 1 to 1056 and encodes 351 amino acids.